CAUAUGAUAACGCACUUACAUUUCCAAAUCAACUCUACGGUCACUGUAUGCAAGUGUUUUCCUUUCAGUUAGCUAGUUAUUCUUAGCUUGGUAGCUAUCUAAAACAGAAUCCUAAAGUAUGGCGGAUUAUUCAAAAGUGAAAACAACAAAACUUGUAUUGAAAGGAGUAAACAAGGGUAAAAAGAGAAAGCACAAGGAUAAGAAGAAGAAAACAGAUGAUGCAGAAGCGAAACCAGAUAUUGUUGGUGGGUGGUGGUGCGUCAGUUGCUUCGGGGACAUUUCAGGAACAAUUGCAAUAGAGAUGCAGCCUAAUUCCUACAUCCACGCUCUGGAUACUGGUCUGUUCACAGUUGGUGCACCACAUAAAGACGAUGAAGGGCCAGACCCUCCGGAACAGUUCACUGCCAUCAAACUGUCAGACUCUAGGGUAGCCCUGAAGUCUGGCUAUGGGAAGUAUCUGGGGAUCACCUCCGAGGGGGUCGUGGUGGGGCGUUCCGAUGCCAUCGGCUCCCGGGAACAGUGGGAGCCGGUUUUCCAGGACGGAAAAAUGGCUCUCAUGGCAUCCAAUAGCUGUUUCAUCUCCUACAGUGAAAGUGGGGACAUUGAGGCUAAGAGCAAGUCUGCAGGGAGCGACGAGAUGGUUAAGAUCCGGUCGUGCGCGGAGAGGGAGGUGAAGCGGAACGAUGAUAUCGCCGACGAGGACCGGGGCAACGUGAAGAACUGCGAGCUCAACUAUGUAAAGAAGUUCCAGAGUUUCCAGGACAGACGGCUUAGGGUGAAUGAAGAGGACAGCAUCACACUGAAAAAAGCCCGGAAAGAGGGCAAGUUCCACGAAGAGCUGUUAGACAGGAGAGCAAAGAUGAAAGCAGACCGAUACUGCAAGUGAAGCUUCAAAUGUUUAUGGAUUGUCCACAUUUCACUUUUUUUUUUCUUAUGUGAAAAUCAUAAAGGAUUUAAUUUUAUUAGUUCAUGUUUAAUUGGCAUUGUUUUAAUGUACCAUUUUUAUCAUGAAUAAAUCUUUUU
Messenger RNA from Esox lucius (northern pike), 1023 nucleotides. RefSeq names its product FSHD region gene 1 (gene frg1). Bases 119 to 886 code for a protein of 255 amino acids. Gene Ontology annotation, molecular function: actin filament binding. NCBI's taxonomy places the organism in Eukaryota, Metazoa, Chordata, Actinopteri, Esociformes, Esocidae. The record is from RefSeq and is a predicted model, not a curated record. The transcript has 9 exons. Gene Ontology annotation, cellular component: nucleolus; catalytic step 2 spliceosome; striated muscle dense body.